GUUUAUUUUAGCAAAAAAAAUUAAUAAUGGCAUCACCUAGAAAAAUUAGCCGUUUCACCAUGUCAAGCAAUGAAAAUGAGCAGUGUAAAACCUGCAAGCAAAUUUUGGAAGAGGUCAAGAAGUCGACAGAAAAUCAACAGCGGGAGAAUGCUCUUUUUCAUGAAAAUCUACAGCGGGAGAAUGCUCUUUUUCGUGAAAAUCUACAGCAGGAAAAUGCCGUUGUUCGUGAUCAAUUGAACGCAUUGGCCAAAAUUUUAGCUGACCAAACAGUUUUGCUUAAACAACUUUUAAAGGAGAAGGCCGAAAUUAAUUCUGUUCGGGACCAGUUCCCGAUUGAAACGGAGGAGCAGCUGAUAAAAAUGGAGGAGAAUUUAAAAAUGAAUAGAGACAUUUAUAUUUCAACAAUCAAAUCCAUUUUACAGCCGGCCGGAUUUCUCGUCAACUUAAAAUUUAUUUUAAGUGACGAAAUUGUACUGGCAUAUAAUGUGGAUGGAGUGCAAGGGAAGAAAGCCCUCAGGAGCCACUCGGAGUUUUAUGGAGCUUUGCUAGAAUGUAUUCCGCCUGGAGACGAAGCACCAGAAAUGCUGAUGCGCAAAGCGAUGCAGAGGGUGAAAAAAAGGGUGUUUAAGCAAAGGUGUACCAAACCAAAAAAUGAGUUAGAAUCUGUUUAGGCUAGGCUAGAUUUUAAUAUAUAUUUUAAGUUUGAAUUUUGCAAGAAUUUUGAAUUAAACAUUCA
This is a messenger RNA of Drosophila obscura, 736 nucleotides long. RefSeq lists its product as uncharacterized. Lineage: Eukaryota; Metazoa; Arthropoda; Insecta; Diptera; Drosophilidae. The record is from RefSeq and is a predicted model, not a curated record. The transcript is spliced from 8 exons. Bases 27 to 671 code for a protein of 214 amino acids.